Molecule: messenger RNA, 1589 nt
Organism: Paramormyrops kingsleyae
Lineage: Eukaryota; Metazoa; Chordata; Actinopteri; Osteoglossiformes; Mormyridae
Gene: rcvrnb
Product: recoverin b
Molecular function (GO): calcium ion binding
Source: RefSeq, a predicted model, not a curated record
AAAGAGCUGGCCGCUUGUCCUUCACAGUGCGUAAAGCACACACUAAAAGGCACCCUGGAAAAUGAUAGCUGAUUCUCUGGUCAGUGCAUAAUAAUGUAUUAACAUUGUACAACGUUGCAAGUCCUUUGCAAAGUAUGAUAUACAUUGUUAUAUUAACAUAAAAUGUUUGACAUAAUUAAGGUUAAUAAGAUUAAUCAAUUCCUAUGUCGUAUUAAGUAAGAUGAAGUCUUUCCCCACUAUUAACUAAGUCCAGUUAAUUACAGAUACAGAUUUAUCUCCUUGUUGCUCAACAGACAUUUCAGAUUAACACAGAAGUAAUCUGCCAAAUCCACCCCACUGGCCACUCUCUUUAAUCCAGAUAAAUCGUGCUUAGAUUUAAAAGGCAGCCAUCCAGUGGCUGGCGGGUCCAUCUAGGUCCAGUGUUUCCUGGGUAGGUGCCCCUCUCACCUCCUACUGCUAUCAAGUAUGGGCAACAGUAACAGCAGUGCGCUGUCCAAGGAACUCCUGGAGGAACUCAAGCUGAACACCAAGUACAGCGAGGUGGAGCUGUGUGCUUGGUACCAGACCUUCUUGAAGGAGUGCCCAAGUGGCAGGAUCAGCAGGGAGCAGUUUGAGAGCAUCUACGCCAGCUUUUUUCCCGACGCCGACCCAAAAGCUUAUGCACAGCAUGUCUUUAGGAGCUUUGACUCCAACAGUGACGGUACCCUGGAUUUCAAAGAAUACAUGGUGGCACUGCAUCUGACGUCAUCAGGGCAGACUAUGCAGAAGCUGGAGUGGGCGUUUUCCCUGUAUGACGUUGAUAGGAAUGGCAUCGUAAGCAAAAACGAAAUCCAGGAAAUUGUGACGUCAAUAUUCAAUAUGAUAUCUGAAGAAGAUAAAAAGAACCUUCCAGAUGAAGAAAAUACACCAGAAAAAAGAACAGAUAAGAUAUGGGAUUUAUUUGGAAAAAAAGAAAAUGAUAAAAUAUCCGAAGGUGAGUUUAUUCAGGGAGUCUUGGACAAUAAAGAAAUUCUAAGGCUGAUCCAGUUUGACAAACCACAGAAAGUCCAAGAGAGGCUAAAGGAGAAGAAGCAAUAGUUUCUGGAGACAUUCUUUUAAGUGCAUCGAUGUUUUUACUAUGGUUUAUAUUUGGACUGUUUGCAUACUUUACUGAUCUGUUCAUCAUCAUACUUCUUAGAUUAAUUACUUAAUAAUCCCCAACUCUAUGGAGUCUCUGAUCUUAUUAAUAAACAUUCUGCCACUCUUACAAGCUUACACUCAUGUUUUGUAGUGCUGUUCGAUGCUUUUUUGAAUUUCGGCUGUCAUUGCUUUUAAGUACUAGACCUGCUGUUCCCCUUCAGUUAUAUACUUUCUACUAUCCAAGCAACUAAAACAAUGAAUACACUAUUCAAAAACAUGACAUGGUAUGAAAAAAAUAAUCAGUGAUUAGUGAUCAACACCAGUCCGCAACACUAUAAGGUUCGGCAAAAGGCUGCAUAAAAGACUCUCUCAAUAUGUUCCAAUUUCUAGAAUUUCCCCCUAAACAAUAAGUACCCCACAAGAAAGGUCAGCUGUGAUUUACAUGUCACUGCAACCUUAUAUAGCACUGU